Lymnaea stagnalis (great pond snail) is the source of this 1941-nucleotide messenger RNA. The record is from the annotation of a GenBank genome assembly. NCBI's taxonomy places the organism in Eukaryota, Metazoa, Mollusca, Gastropoda, Lymnaeidae.
CCUGUCAUCAAGACUGAAUUGGAGAUCAUCAGAAAACUUCUUGAAACUGGCGCUGGUGUUUUCCUAAAGACGACACACAGAGCUGAUAUCCUUGUCGUAGCAGUGAACAUAGGCAGUUACGAGCUCGUUAAUUUGCUGUGUCAACAUGGCGCCAACCCAAACACUCAAUCCGGUAAACCUCCACAUCAGAAUGCUGUAAUGUCAGCCGCAGAAAGGGGUCGAUGCGACUUGCUGAAAGUUCUGAUGAAGCACAACGCCGACAUUCACUGUAACAAUCGGGCGCGAUACCCGCUGUACCUUAACUCCCCAAUUGAGAUGGCUUUGCAAAGUGGCGAGGUGAAUGCUGUCAAGCUCCUGCUGAGAAGCGGAGCAGUUGUCAACGUAGAGGCGGGGCUACACAUUGCAGUGACACAUAGACGUUUGCACUCUCUGAGAUUUUUGGUCGGUGCGUUUUCAGAUCUUGCUCGAUCCGCCAUUCACAAUUAUAGCAUGGGUCUUAUACAUAAAGCUGUUGAGACGGGAGACGUCGAUAUUAUCAACACACUGCUGGACCUUGGGUCUGAUGUUAACUGUUUGUUUGAUGAGAGGACUCCACUCAUGAACGCUGAUACACCCGAAGUUAUGGAAUUGUUAAUCAAGAGAGGAGCAGACGUCAACAAGCAGAAUGACCAGAGGAGUCAAAUUAAUAUCUUAUCUUACGUAAUAUUUAGAGAAUUUAAUAAGCAAAUCCAAAGAGAUCUGAAACAAAAAUAUGGAUGGAAAGACGAAUCCCCUUCAUCGUAUAUACAUUUAAAAGACAUGAUGGAAAUACUUUUGAGAAGUGGAGCAAAAGUGAACGAUACAGAUUUUAUUGGACAGACACCAUUGAUGGUGGCAGCUAAACACUCUGAUGCCGAAGGUGUGUUAAAGAUCUUGGUCGAAGCUAGAGCCGAAGUGAACAAAGUGGAUUCUAAGGGUGUCAGUGCUUUGCACGAAGCCGUGGUAGGUGGCUGUCUGAAGAAUGUGGAAAUUUUAAUUGAAUUAGGAGCAGAUGUGAACCAGAAGUGCAAUGACGGUCGCACGGCUCUGCACGCCGCUAUACAUAACGAAGCCAUCUUGGGAUAUUUGAUAAAGAAUGGCGCAGACCUUGAUGCGCAGGACGCGAGUGGAAACACGGCGCUACUAACAGCGGUCAAUAGCAAUCACGAUAAAAGCAGUGCAGGAGUUUUGGGAAUAUUACUUGGCGCCGGAACUAACGUGAAUCAUCGAAACGCAGAUGGUGAAACGGCUUUAAUGAAAGCUGCGUGUUGUCUAAAUGACGAAGCAAUCAAAGCUCUGUGUGAAGCUAAUGCCGAUGUCAAUAUUCGCAGUCUGGACAACACGGAGGACGCCAUCUCUAUUCUUGUUGGCAGACUGUGUAGAACACACAAGACUCAUGGUGAAGUCCGUGACGCAAUUUUUUAUCUGCUCGACCGUGGAGGAAGUUCUUCAUCUGUCAGUCUUCAAAAUCUUUACUAUUUCAUAUCGAACGGUUGUUUGACCGUUGUCCAGGGACUUGUAGAAGCUGGCCUGGGACCAGGCGAUAUUGACGCUGAUCAAUUACAGUUUAGGCACAGAGGUCUUCGAAGUGGCAAAUAUGUCUCCCCGUUUUGUUUCGCUCUGCUGUGCAAUGAAGUGAAACUAGCCCGUUACUUCUCGGACAUUUGGUAUUUGACCAACUCAGACGUGACAGCACUGGCCCACGACAAAAGCGCCCGUCUGCGUCUUGAGUACAAUCAUCACAAUGAGAGUCUUAAAUUUCUGGAGGAAUUCGUGUCAGAACCGAUGUCCCUACAAAAAUUGUGUUUUGUCGCCGUCUCUACUUCAAUAGGAACGGGACCAGGCAGAGAGCGAAAAAUCCGAGAUCUUCCUCUGCCCAACAAGUUCAAGGACAAACUGAGGUUUAGUGGAGGUUGUGCACCG